Molecule: messenger RNA, 1023 nt
Organism: Trypanosoma rangeli
Lineage: Eukaryota; Euglenozoa; Kinetoplastea; Trypanosomatida; Trypanosomatidae
Exons: 1
Coding region: 1-1023 (340 amino acids)
Source: RefSeq, a predicted model, not a curated record
AUGGAGGUGGGGAAUCGGGAACAUGAUCAGUUUGUUAAGGUAAGUCUUGAGUUGGAGAGUCUUCUUCAGCGUCACUUUCAGCAUAGAGAGCACUCAAAGAGAGUCUUGAAAGACCAUCUGCGUGAAGCCAAAUUGGAAAUUGCUCAACUUCGACAGAGUGUUUCCGCGUAUUCAGAGCAGUUAAAGGAGGAGCGCUUCAGAUCUGAAGCUCUUCAACGGGAAAUGGAAGAUCUUAAAAGACGUCAAGUUGCUGAGAUCACGAAGCACGAUGAAUUAAUUAGAGAGAGGAUGUGUGAUAUUGAUACACAAGCUCGACUAACUGUGGUUAAAACGGAAGAGUGUGAACGCCGUUUACAGUGUCUGCAGCAGCAGGAGACGGAGCUUUUGAACCGUGAAAAUGAUUUAAAAUACCAUCAGGCAUCUUUUGAAGCUGGGAUCAUACUAGCUCAACGACAAACUGAAGCGGAAAGGCUUUGCAUGCAGCAUGCGCGGGAAAACGCCGAACAAGUUCUGGAAGAGGCGAGGAUCUCUGCUUUAGCAACAGAAGAGAGGAGACACAAGCGUGAAAUGUUGUAUAAUUUGGAAAUGCAGUGUUUUGGACUUGAAAAGGAAGAAGCAACUCGGCGGAUACAUAUCAUACGACAAGAAAUAUUAGAAAUCAUGGGCUUGAUUUCUUCGCGACAAACACAUGUAUCAGUUGCUGAAGCCAAGGCCGUGGAACGCAUCCGGCUACUCGAACAGGAAUUUGUCUCUAGAAAAGAAAUAUUUGAGCUGCGGGAGAAAGAGAUUCAUUUACGGCAACAACGUGAGCAACAACAUCUAAAAGAUGAGAGGGAACGAGUAGCGUCCAUGAAGGAGGCCAUGCAAAAGGACUAUAGACUUCUUUUGGAAGGUAUUCAUCUAUUUGGAAAUGGUUGCUCUACAGAGCCUGAACGCUUACAGGUUGAUGCAUUGAGAGACCUUCAAAAACUCUUUGUCUCUAUGUUAGAUGAUCAUCACUUGGAACGAGAUAGGAAGCUGUAA